Messenger RNA from Uranotaenia lowii, 1190 nucleotides. Its product is annotated as oligodendrocyte-myelin glycoprotein-like. Gene Ontology annotation, molecular function: protein binding. NCBI's taxonomy places the organism in Eukaryota, Metazoa, Arthropoda, Insecta, Diptera, Culicidae. Bases 28 to 960 code for a protein of 310 amino acids. The transcript is spliced from 2 exons. The record is from RefSeq and is a predicted model, not a curated record.
GAAUUUAUUUGGAAAGUGCAUCUUGUGAUGAGGAUCAUUGCAGUCCAGGCAUUCCGAACAGUCAGACACAGAGGGUUUCCGAAAAUGGAUUUCUCGAAAUCAGUUUUGUGGAUUUUUGUGAUCGGCAUCGGUUGCGCUUCUUCGAUGAACUUAAAUUGCAGUGAAGCUAGAGACGAUGUUUGUGAACUAAAUCAUAUCUACCUAUCAGAAUAUACGGACGUUUCCGAUUGGGAGUUUCCAGAUCAUCAUGAUAUAGUCUUCAAAGCGGGUGCCGAAACUAUUAUUUCCUGCAUCACGAAAGAGGUCGCAGAGAAGCUAACAAACGCCCAAUCGAUCCAGCUACAAAACGUAUCGCUUUCGUCAUUCUAUCUUUGGGAACAUCUGUUGAGCCUGGAUGCCUCCUACAACUAUCUAUCGGAGCUCCUAGUUGAUCCCGGAAUGCUGUACAACCUUAAAUCUCUGAACCUGGAGCACAACAGAAUCCAAAAUAUUGACUUCCUGAAGGGUCUCUUCAAGCUCAGAGAUGUUGACGUCAGCAAUAACUAUCUGGAUAAAAUUGACCUAUCAGUCCUCGACUCCGCCAAGGAUCUAACAACCCUAAAACUUUCCAACAACCGCAUCCGAAUCAUAACCACCACAAUCGGCGAUAUGCUGCAUCUGCCUCGUCUUACAACUUUGAUGCUCAACAACAACCAGCUCUACAUUUUGGACGCCAGCCAGUGGCAGUUCAGUGUCCUGCAGGAUCUAUUCCUGGCCAACAACCGCCUGUCCUAUAUCAGCAUGUGUGAAGUGCAAAACUCGUUCCCACGUCUUCAAACGAUCUAUCUCGAUGGCAACAACUGGGAGUGCUCCUAUCUCAACAACACCGUCAAUCAGAUGCAACAAUCCGGCAUUAAGCUGGUCAACUUUGGUUCCCAAAAUUGCACGGCGGAAGCCGUCGAAGGUGUUUGUUGCUCCUGAAAAAAAGUGUCACUGUGGAACAAACAACUUGAUACCGAAGCAAAAAAACCAACCUAAAAGAAAAAUAAACCCCCUUUAAUCGGAGAGGUGAUCGAACGAAAUGAAGAGAAGAAAAAACCGGAAAGGAUCAGUGCCAAUCAGUGUAGGCUAAUUAAAUUAUUUAACGUUAAUGUGUUCUCCGGAGCUAAUAAACCAGUUGAUUUAUUGAAAUUGUGCAACUGCUUGUUUGG